Messenger RNA from Phymastichus coffea, 2561 nucleotides. RefSeq names its product putative inorganic phosphate cotransporter. NCBI's taxonomy places the organism in Eukaryota, Metazoa, Arthropoda, Insecta, Hymenoptera, Eulophidae. The coding region runs from base 912 to 2312 and encodes 466 amino acids. The transcript is spliced from 7 exons. Gene Ontology annotation, cellular component: plasma membrane. Gene Ontology annotation, biological process: transmembrane transport; monoatomic anion transport. Gene Ontology annotation, molecular function: transmembrane transporter activity. The record is from RefSeq and is a predicted model, not a curated record.
CACGAAUAAACGUUGAAAGCUUCUCGUAGCUGGCAAACGUGCGUGUCACAAAUUUAGAUGACGAGCGAGAAGAAUCACAAAUCGGCUAACGACGAUGUCGAGGGCGACACGGUGACGAUUAAAACAGCACCUCCGCCAGCCGCUUCGCUAAUUCAAAGUCAACAGAGAUCGUCAGAUUUGGGAAAAAGAUCGUUGAAUAUAUCGAGAGACAAAACUUUACCUAUAACAAUGUUUUAAGCACUGCAGCAUAACAACUAACGAUCGUAUACCUGCGUAACACAUUUUUGUGCAUCAUGGAAAAAGAUAAGUCGCGAUCAAGUUCAAUGGCGAUUGCAAGGCAGAAUUUCAGGAAUGUCGACUUAUGUAAAGAUUGUGCAAUUUUUUGUGUGCACUAUUUACUAUAGUUGUAAGAGUAUUUCAAAUUCUUUCCUGUUGAUGUAUUUUACUUCAAAGAAAUCUUGAUGGCAUUGCACAUACAUUCGACGUAGUGCACAAAUAUAGAUAACUUUCAUUUAUUUUUUUUUAAUUCAUAAAUUUUGUUUUGAGAUUACAAGAUUGACUCAACCGUGUUAUGAAGAUAGACAAUUUUGAUUUAUAAUAGCAUUGCGUAAAUUCAUGGCAUCUUAGUCGACGAAGCUUUUGCAAAAUAUAUGUACAUUGAUCACAAGCUCGAUGUCAUCUAUUCAUUAUGAUGCCUUUUGGUCAGCCAAGCGUCUUCUGUUAAAUGAUUUUGAGCCAGUUUAUAUUGGAAUGGACAAUUUAGGCGAAUAUGCAUGCCCAAGUAGUGCGGCGGAAACACGGUCAUUGGGGCUUGCGAGAUAUUUCUCGAUAAGAAAACAAGAAAAUCGCCGAGAUUUAAUGGCUGUAUUUUUGUAGCUGGCUUUGGCGCUAGGCACCUGCAGGUUUUCCUCAUGUUUCUCGGUAUGAUGAUCGCCUACGGAUUAAGAGUUAUUUUGUCGGUAGCGAUCGUUGCCAUGACCAAGCCAGAAACUGCCAAUCCAGACUUCAAGGCCUACCAUUGGAACAACAGCGAGCAAUCGCUGGUGCUAAGCUCAUUCUUCUGGGGUUAUGUCAUAACGCAAGUGCCAUGCGGUUACUUUGCGAGUACGUGGAGUGCUCAACGUUUAUUAUCCAUAGGUUUGCUAAUUUGCGGUCUUUUGAGCAUCGCCAUACCACUGGUAGUCGACGAUGGUGGCUGGAUCGCCGUUUGUGCCUGUCGUAUGGGCAUGGGGCUGUGCCAGGGUUGUGUAUUACCCGGCAUACAAACGCUCUUGGCAAGGUGGGUGCCUCCCUCCGAGAGAGCUCGAUUAGGUACCUUCGCUUACGCGGGUGGCCAACUGGGAACUGUAAUAACGAUGCCGAUCUCCGGUCUAUUAGCCGGCUCGAGUCUCGGAUGGCCAAGCAUAUUCUACUUGUUUGGUGCACUUGCGAUUAGCUGGGCUACACUUUUCUUUGUUCUUGGUGCUGAUGAACCAAAUACAUGUAAGAAAAUCAACGACAAUGAGAGACUCUACAUCCAGGAGAGCCUUGGAAAAGCAUCCGGUAGCCAGGACAAAAAGAAACUACGAACGCCAUGGAACGAAAUUUUUACGUCAUUGCCAAUGUGGGCUCUCAUUAUUGUACAUUGUGGUCAAAAUUGGGGAUUUUGGAUGUUGUUGACUGAAAUGCCAACGUACAUGAGUGACAUAGUUGGAUUCAGCAUAAAAUCGAAUGGUUUAAUAUCAGCUCUGCCGUACCUCGCUAUGUGGCUGCUAAGUUUCCCAGCAAGUUGGUUAUCAGAUUAUGCGUUACGUCGAGGUGUAACUCGUGGUGUGAUCCGCAAGAUAAGUAAUACCAUCGCUCAUUGGGGCCCAGCUUUAGCAUUGAUUGCUCUCUGUUUUGUCAGCGCCAAUAACCAAAUAUUACCGGUUGUACUAUUGAUCAUUGCCGUCGGUCUUAAUGCUGGAUCACUCUGUGGUUUUCAAAUCAAUCACAUUGAUCUGAGUCCAAAUUUCGCCGGAACUAUGAUGUCCAUCACGAAUUGUAUUGCGUCAAUUAUUGCCAUUAUUGCGCCUAUCAUUGUCGGUUACAUCGUUACCGAUCAGAAAGACGUUGGUCAAUGGCAAAUUGUAUUCUACAUGUCUGCUUUCAUCUAUUUCUUGGGCAAUUUCAUAUUCAUCAUUUUUGGUAGCGGCGAGGUUCAAUGGUGGAACGAUCCUUCAUCGAACUCUAACAGACAGCCUACACACUCAUAUAAGCUCGCAUCGGCUCCCACUGUUUACAAUCCAACAAACAUGAUUUUGACACAAGUUAAACCUAUAGAAACUACUUAAUUCAUUUAUUAUUUUGAUUAAGUUGAUACAUUUGUGAUCUGGCACCAUAGAAAAAAAAAGAAAACUACGAUUAAUGUACAUACUGUAUAUAUACAUAUUCAUAAAAUAAUUUAACUAAUAUUUUAUUAACAAAUAACUAAGACUUAAAAACUUUUUUUUGAUAGCUAGGAAAUAUUUUUGUUUAUUAUAAAAAUAAGUGCAUCGUAACUUACUAUAAGUUAAUACAAUGUAAAAUUUAAAUGAUUAAAU